Messenger RNA from Acinonyx jubatus (cheetah), 1440 nucleotides. Its product is annotated as olfactory receptor 52N4-like. The record is from RefSeq and is a predicted model, not a curated record. The coding region runs from base 257 to 1222 and encodes 321 amino acids. Gene Ontology annotation, molecular function: G protein-coupled receptor activity; olfactory receptor activity. The transcript has a single exon. Gene Ontology annotation, biological process: G protein-coupled receptor signaling pathway. NCBI's taxonomy places the organism in Eukaryota, Metazoa, Chordata, Mammalia, Carnivora, Felidae. Gene Ontology annotation, cellular component: membrane.
UUUUCAAUGAACUGAUAAAUUAAUGAAUUAACAAUGGCUUAAAUGAGUUUAGACAAUGUUUAAAUAAACAGUUCCUGACAUUCCAAAUGUUUGUUUUGUUAUUAAAAUACAAUAUUUAACAGAGAGAAGAGACAGAGAGCACAACUAAGAUUUUUUUUUUUCUAUUUUUUCCAAAUCUUGGAGGGUCAAAAAACAAAACAAAACAAAAAUCAAAUUACAACCUUACAAGCAUCUUAAUGAUCAUACCAGCCUAAUUAUGAUAAUUCUGAACCAAACAGAUGUGACCCCAGCCUCAUUCAUUCUUAAUGGGAUCCCAGGACUGGAGGACAUGCACAUGUGGAUUUCCUUCCCAUUCUGCUCCAUGUAUGUUGUGGCAAUGGUAGGGAAUUGUGGGCUCCUCUACCUCAUCUACUAUGAGGACUCCCUGCAUAGAUCCAUGUAUUAUUUUUUGGCAAUGCUUUCCCUUACUGACCUUGUCAUGUGCUCUAGUACAAUCCCUAAAGCUCUCAGCAUCUUCUGGUGUCAUCUCAAGGAAAUUAGAUUUGAAGAAUGCCUAGUCCAGAUGUUCUUCAUCCAUACCUUCACAGGGAUGGAGUCUGGGGUGCUCAUGCUUAUGGCCCUGGAUCGCUACGUGGCCAUCUGUUACCCUCUGCGCUAUUCAACUAUCCUCACCAAUCCUGUCAUUGCAAAGGUUGGGCUUGCUACUUUCCUGAGAGCGGUGUUCCUCAUCAUUCCCUUGAUUUUCCUCACCAAGAGACUACCCUAUUGCAAGGGUAAUAUCAUACACCAUACCUAUUGUGACCAGCUAUCGGUAGCAAAGUUAUCCUGUGGAAAUAUCAAGGCCAAUGUUAUAUAUGGUCUGGUGGCUGCCUUCCUGAUUGGGGGCUUUGACAUCCUGUGCAUCACAGUCUCCUACACCAUGAUCCUCCGGGCAGUGGUUAGCCUCUCCUCAGCAGAUGCUCGGCAGAAGGCCUUUAGCACCUGCACUGCCCACAUCUGUGCCAUCGUUUUCUCCUACAGUCCAGCCUUCUUCUGCUUCUUUUUUAAUCGUUUUGGGAGCCACACAAUUCCUCCAUCUUGCCACAUCAUUGUGGCCAAUAUUUAUCUGCUCCUGCCUCCCACUAUGAACCCUAUUGUCUAUGGAGUGAAAACCAAGCAGAUACGAGACUGUGUCAUCAGGAUCUUUUCAGGUUCGAAGAAAAUCAAAUCCUACAGCACAUAGAGGGGAUAUUUAGGUUAAGGGGAAGGAAAACAAUACUCUGUUGGCUGUUUAGUCAUGGUCUAAAGAUGCCUUUUUAAGAAUACUAUUUUGUUCUUGACCAAGAUAGGACCUGAGAAGGACAGUAAAUGUUUUCAGAAUCCCAAAGUCACUGAUGUGGCCCUGCACACUCUGAAUUUUUCACCUUCUCACCCCAGUGAAGAAGUAGUCUCAUCAUUAAC